Messenger RNA from Cooperia oncophora, 222 nucleotides. Lineage: Eukaryota; Metazoa; Nematoda; Chromadorea; Rhabditida; Trichostrongylidae. The record is from the annotation of a GenBank genome assembly.
AUGGAAUUGAAACUAAGGCGUAUUCGGGUGGUGGAGGAAGUCGUAGUAAACAUCGCGACAGAUCACGUAGCCGUUCGCGAGAUCGCGACCGUAAGCGACGACGCCGCAGCCGUUCAAGGAGCCGCUCGAGUUCACGUUCGCGCUCCCCAAGACAUUCGCGCAGCCGUUAUCAUUGAAUAUGGAGUUGAUCUUCGUUUGUUCCCUUUAAAAGAUUCUGAGUAA